Arachis stenosperma is the source of this 1752-nucleotide messenger RNA. RefSeq names its product serine carboxypeptidase II-2. The record is from RefSeq and is a predicted model, not a curated record. Gene Ontology annotation, biological process: proteolysis. Gene Ontology annotation, cellular component: vacuole. The transcript is spliced from 10 exons. Gene Ontology annotation, molecular function: serine-type carboxypeptidase activity. The coding region runs from base 127 to 1527 and encodes 466 amino acids. Lineage: Eukaryota; Viridiplantae; Streptophyta; Magnoliopsida; Fabales; Fabaceae.
AUCGAUGAUUUUAUCUGACAUUAACAGCAAUGAUUGAUUCCUUCAUUACCUCACUCGCUUCCUUUCCUAGUGUAACAUAAAUUCUUCACAACCCACGAGUAUUAUUCAUUCACAGCAUCUUCGGAAAUGGGGUGGUCUCAAGUGAUAACCUUGACCACUCUUGUUGUUGGGGCCAUGGCCAUUACUGUUACAUGUUCUUCUCCCUUUGUGCAGCAAAAGCUAGACAAGGUUGGAAAGCUACCGGGUCAAUCUUUUGAUAUCAAGUUCCAACACUAUUCUGGCUAUGUCACUGUUAACGAGGAAGCUGGAAGGGCCCUCUUUUACUGGUUCAUGGAGGCUGAUCAGGACCCUCAAACCAAACCCCUUCUCUUAUGGCUCAAUGGAGGGCCUGGAUGUUCAUCCAUUGCUUAUGGUGAGGCAGAAGAAAUUGGCCCCUUUCAUAUAAAUCCAGAUGGGAAAACACUUUAUCUGAAUCCUUACUCUUGGAACCAAGUUGCCAACGUUCUUUUUCUUGAUUCUCCGGUUGGAGUUGGGUUUUCAUAUUCAAACACUUCAUCUGACAUUCUUAACAAUGGCGACAAGAGGACUGCUGAGGACUCUCUAACAUUCUUAUUGAAGUGGUUUGAGCGUUUCUCCCAAUAUAAAGGAAGGGACUUCUUUAUCGCCGGUGAGAGCUAUGCAGGGCAUUAUGUUCCUCAACUUAGCCAAGCUAUCUUGAAGUACAACUCGGAAACAAAGAAAAAUGCUAUAAAUCUGAAAGGAUACUUGGUUGGAAAUGCUCUUACUGAUGAUUUCCAUGACCAUUUGGGGGUUGCUCAGUUUAUGUGGGCAAGUGGUUUGAUUUCUGAUCAAACAUACAAACUAUUGAACCAAUGUGAUUCCGAGUCGUUCGUACAUCCCUCAAAUUCUUGCGGUCAGGUUUUUGAAAAUGCUGAUGUAGAGCUCGGCAAUAUUGACCCUUACAGUAUCUUUACUUCUCUGUGCCCUGGUAAUGUUAGCCAGACAAAGCAACUGCUAAGAAGAAAGCAUAGAUUUGGUAGACUCAAUGAAGGGUAUGAUCCUUGCACUGAGAAGCACUCUACUGCAUACUUCAAUCUACCUGAGGUCCAAAAGGCACUUCAUGUUGAUCAAGAUCACAAGCCUAGUAAAUGGGAAACCUGCAGUGAAGCUGUAAAUAGCAACUGGAAGGACUCUCCAAGUACGGUGCUCGAUGUUUAUCAUGAACUUAUUGGUUCAGGACUGAGGAUAUGGAUGUUCAGUGGUGACACAGAUUCAGUAAUCCCGGUGACAUCUACUCGGUAUAGUAUAGAUGCUCUUAAGCUUCCGACAGUUAGCCCUUGGCGUCCAUGGUACGACGAAGGGCAGGUGGGAGGGUGGACACAAGAAUAUGAUGGACUAACCUUUGUGGCAGUAAGGGGAGCAGGACAUGAAGUUCCUUUGCAUAGACCAAAACUUGCUCUUUCACUCUUCAAAGCCUUCAUAGCUGGAACUUCCAUGCCCACUCUUCAGCUUGUCAGUGACUCCUAAAAUGUGCAUCUCAAAAUUAGUGCCUCUUAGAGUGAUCAUUUGGCAAUUUAUUUUCAUUUUUCCAACUAGGGAUUUCUUAUCCAAUGAAUAACUUCUCAUACCACUAUAACAGAUGUGUACUCAUUUAUCUCUAGAAAUUAAGAGACUGUAAUAUUUGUGUCUGUGAUCUUUGAAGUCAAACAAAUCUUAUCAUGUAACAAGAUCAAUAAAAUAUACAUGCUCUGA